AUGGAGUGGUUUUGUCGGUACUUGGAUGCUGGAGAAGGGUGGCUUAUUGGGUUGGUGGAGUGGUUUUGUCGGUGCUUAGAUGCUGCUUUUACUGGCAAUGCCUUGGAGGGGGCUGGUUUCAUUGGUGCUUGGGUUUUGCUAGUAGUAUGCAGACAGUGGGUUUCACUGGGUUCUGGUUCGCUAGGUUUUGGUUUUCCCAAGGUCGCUGGGUUGGCCGGCGGAUACCUUCCGCCAGGAACCACAGGAUGGCCGAUCAUCGGAGAAACCCUCGAAUUCUCCUCGACGGGCAAAAUGGGUACUCCUGAGAAGUUUGUAAACGAAAGAAUGAAGAAAUACUCAUCGGAAAUAUUCAAGACAUCCCUGAUAGGAGAAAGAAUGGCAGUGCUUUGUGGAGCUGCAGGGAACAAGUUCUUGUUCUCCAACGAGAACAAGCACGUUGUCUCAUGGUGGCCACAGACCCAUGAAAAGAUUAUGCUCUUUAAACAAGCUUCCACAAUAGGAGAGAGCAAGAAAGUUCGUGGAUAUCUACCGGAGUUUCUCCGGCCGGAAAAUUUGAGAAAGUACGUGGAGAUUAUGGACUGCUUGGCGAGGCAGCAAAUAGUAACUGAGUGGACACCAGGGAGAGAAGUGAAGGCUUUGCCUCUGGCGAGAAAACACACUUUUGCGCUGGCAUGUCAGCUUUUUAUGAGCAUCGACGAUCCCGAGCAGAUAGCCCGGCUAGCCAAUUCUUUCGCUCGAGUCUCAGCCGGGCUAUUGGCCGUGCCCAUUGAUUUUCCAGGCACGAUUUUCAAUCGUGCCAUCAAGGCGGCCAACAUGAUUAGGUACGAGCUUUUGCCAAUCAUAAAGAAGAGGAGAGAUCUAAUGGCAGAGAACAAAGAGAUGGAAACUCGAGACCUGUUGCGCCACUUGAUCCUUUCGACGGAUCAAGAUGGCAGGUUUAUGACGGAGAUGGAAAUUGCUGAUAAGAUUUUGCAUUUACUUGUUGCGAGCCAUGACACCACGAGCACUGUGAUCACCUUUGUUGUGUUCUAUCUUGCAGAUUAUCCCCAUGUCUACAAAGAAGUCUUGAAGGGCCAUUCUUUUGAAUUUAGAAGCUUUCGUUCUUCUUCUUACAUUGGUUUCCCUUGGACAACAGAACAAAUGGAAAUCUUAAAGUCCAAAGGUCCAGAAAAAGUGUUGAGUUUUGAGGACAUCCAAAAGAUGAGGUAUUCGCGAAAUGUUGUCAAUGAAGUACUGAGGCUAUCGCCACCUGCUCCGGGAGCCUUUAAACAUGUCAUAAGAGACUUCACUUACGAAGGCUUUACCAUUCCAACAGGAUGGAAGGCACAUUGGAGCGUGUUUUCGACACACCAAAAUCCAAAAUACUUCCCAAAUCCAAAGAAGUUCGACCCUGCGAGGUUUGAAGGAAGUGGACCUAUGCCAUUCAGUUUUGUGCCGUUUGGUGGAGGUCCUCGUAUGUGCCCUGGGGCUGAGUUUGCACGCCUGGUAAUACUAAGCUUCAUACACAACUUGGUCACUAGAUUCAAGUGGGAGAAAUUGAUUCCAGAUGAAAAGGUCAAAUUUGAUCCAUCACCCAUUCCAGUGAAUGGAUUACCAAUACGGCUCGUGCCUCAUAAAUGUUAA
Ilex paraguariensis (yerba mate) is the source of this 1623-nucleotide messenger RNA. Lineage: Eukaryota; Viridiplantae; Streptophyta; Magnoliopsida; Aquifoliales; Aquifoliaceae. The record is from the annotation of a GenBank genome assembly.